ACAGCUGUUCAACACCACUCACUGUUUCCAAUGAGACCCUGCUGGUGGAGUACGGAGAACCUGUUGAGCUCACCUGCUCCAUACCAACCAAACCAACUUCAUCACAGCACAUUCUGGGCUGGGAGUCUCAGAUUAAUCCUGUCCAAAUAGAGAAUGAGACCAGUGUGGUGUGGAGAUCGCCCAGUCUGACAGAGUGGGAGGUGAACGGAAGAGAGUUGUUCUGUUUCCUGACAGUGCCGAAUAAAGAACAAUGUAAAAAGAGGGUCCAUCUGAGUCUUUACAAGCGUCCAGACAGUGUGAAGAUCAGCUCUGAGUCCAGCGUGUGGUCAGAAGAUCAGAUGAUGAACCUGACGUGUGAGAUUAAGAAUGUGGGUCCCUUACAGAACCUUACUGUACAGUGGACCAGAGUGGACCAGAACAACAGAACAGUCACUGAAAUGUCAUACGGAAGUUUCAGCUCUUCUGGAGAGGAGAGAAAGAGCGGGAAUGUGACGGCCACACUGAAUGUCUUGGCCAGCCGUGAUGAAGAUGGAGUCCAGUAUCAGUGUGCAGCUCUACUGAAGCUGGAGCAGCCCCAACAACCACAAGUGGGAACAUCAGAACCUCUGAACAUCACAGUACACUACAAGCCCACCAUAACACAUCCUUCCAAUGAUACCAUAUCUGUAACUACGGGCGACAAGCUGGUUCUGAACUGUUCAGCACAUGGUAACCCCAGUCCUCAGUACACCUGGAGCUCACUUGGAAAGAUGAAUCUCAGCAAGUCCUCCAUCCUCAUCAUCAACAGUGUCCAGUCAGAACAUCAGGGUCAAUACAACUGCACUGCCUACAAUGAUGAAGGCUCUGAUUCAAUGACUGUGACGGUUAACGUUGUAGAGGACUACCUGCUGAUCAUCAUUGUCUGCGCUGUCCUUUGCUUGGUGUUGCUGGUAACUGUGUUCUCCUUUUUGUACUGCAAGUAUUACCGACACACCCACAUGGGCCACUACAUCCUGAAGAACCUGACGUCACGUAGAUACAACGGCAACGUGGCCCACAGUGACACGGACCAGAGCCAGCUGUAGCUAAUGCUAACCUACUCACAGCCUCAGACGCUCCACCAGAGCUGGUUUAUGAGGAGUCUGGCCACUUCCUAUUUCCCCCGUUAUAUUAAAAACACGACUGCAGAACAGCAGAGGGCGCCCUCGAGGGAGUCCGCAAUGAAUGGGGUGAAUGGAGCUAAAUGGAGUAGAAGAAUGAAUUUCACUAAAAAAACAAAGAAAACUCACCUGAAUGUUUCCUUUACUACAGCAAACACUACCAUUACUGAUACUGAGAGUUGAUUGGUUAACAUUACUGAUACUGAGCGCUGAUUGGUCAGCAUUACUGAUACUGAGAGCUGUUGGUUAACAUUACUGAUACUGAGAGCUGAUUGGUCAGCAUUACUGAUACUGAGAGCUGAUUGGUUAACAUUACUGAUACUGAGUGCUGAUUGGUUAACAUUACUGAAGAAUUCUUUUACAUUAAAAAUGUUUAAACAUUUAUAAACUAUGAUUUUGCUCAAAGGCUCUAUAUCAACCCAUUCAUUUUGGACUCACUCAGGAGCGCCCUCUAGUGUUUGAGAAACCCAAAAGACAGAGUGGAAAUUCUCCUCACUACAAGUUCUCUGGCUCCACCUACAGACGUUCUGAUAGACACUGUAUUCUAAGACGGCCUCAUCUAGCAGUUAAGCCUCUCUUUGGCUGUUCAAAAGUGUGGAUGCAGUUGAUCUGGUUUAUUGUCUGAUGGGAAACAAUGAUCUGUUCAUCGAGCUAAACAACACAGCAUUUCUCUGUGGCUACAGAGCCGUAAUAAACCACUGGGUCCAGAUUAGCAAUCGGUUCAGAUAUCACAUGACCUUUGACCUUAAAUAGUAGACUGUUCAUAAUGAUGAUGACUGACAAAUACAGAAAUCUGGUUUAAGAGAUUAAAGCUGACUCUGAAUCUACUGUAUCUAAUGCUGACACUGACUCUACUGUAUCUAAUGCUAACACUGACUCUACUGUAUCUAAUGUUAACCCUGACUCUACUGUAUCUAAUGCUAACACUGACUCUACUGUAUCUAAUGUUAACCCUGACUCUACUGUAUCUAAUGCUGACACUGACUCUAAUGUAUCUAAUGCUAACCCUGACUCUAAUGUAUCUAAUGCUGACACUGACUCUAAUGUAUCUAAUGUUAACCCUGACUCUACUGUAUCUAAUGCUGACACUGAUUCUACUGAAUCUAGUCCUAACCCUGACUCUACUGUAUCUAAUGCUAACACUGACUCUACUGUAUCUAAUGUUAACCCUGACUCUACUGUAUCUAAUGCUGACACUGACUCUAAUGUAUCUAAUGCUGACACUGAUUCUACUGAAUCUAAUCCUAACCCUGACUCUACUGUAUCUAACACUAACCCUGACUCUACUGUAUCUAAUGCUAACCCUGACUCAACUGAAUCUAAUCCUAACCCUGACUCUACUGUAUCUAACACUAACCCUGACUCUACUGUAUCUAAUGCUAACCCUGACUCUACUGAAUCUAAUCCUAACCCUGACUCUACUAUAUCUAAUGCUAACCCUGACUCUAAUGUAUCUAAUGCUGACACUGAUUCUACUGAAUCUAAUCCUAACCCUGACUCUACUGUAUCUAAUGCUAACCCUGACUCUAAUGUAUCUAAUGCUGACACUGAUUCUACUGAAUCUAAUCCUAACCCUGACUCUACUGUAUCUAACACUAACCCUGACUCUACUGUAUCUAAUGCUAACCCUGACUCUACUGUAUCUAAUGCUAACUCUGACUCUAUGGUAUCUAAACUGAGUGGACGCUGGAACACUGAUGUCACGCUGUCACGUUCAAUCAUGACGCAGUAACCAAAUUUGCCCAUUGAUUUCUCCACAGAAUGCUUGUGUUAAUCCGUAUUAAAUGUGCAGGUUAGCCCUAACCCAGGGCUGUCCUUUACCUGCUGAUCUAACACACACUGCACCUUUUCAUUACAGGUAUUAUGCAUUCAGAAUAACUGAUUUACAAUGUUUCACAUUCUGUGAAUAAAGGCUGAUCUACUGUGUUGCUUUUGAA
Molecule: messenger RNA, 3076 nt
Organism: Colossoma macropomum (tambaqui)
Lineage: Eukaryota; Metazoa; Chordata; Actinopteri; Characiformes; Serrasalmidae
Product: cell surface A33 antigen-like
Exons: 4
Biological process (GO): cell adhesion
Molecular function (GO): integrin binding
Source: RefSeq, a predicted model, not a curated record